Molecule: messenger RNA, 2115 nt
Organism: Symbiodinium necroappetens
Lineage: Eukaryota; Dinophyceae; Suessiales; Symbiodiniaceae
Source: the annotation of a GenBank genome assembly
AUGGGGCAAGCAUGCCAGCGCCGGUCUCGCACAGAGCCGCAGCCGAAGUCGAAGCCGCCGACGCCGGCACAGGCUGCCCCGGAGCUGGUGGUAAAGCAGCAUGACCCAAAGAGGUACAACAACGACUACUCGCGGUUUGUGAAUAUCGAAGACUCCGACGAGGAGGAAGAGCCACAGCCCACAGGCGACAACACGGCUGAGGAGCUGGCGCCGCCAGAGCCGCCGGAGAUGGGGAAGAUGAACCCGACGCAGGACCAGCGACGGCGCAUCAAAGACGAUAUCAUGGAGCUUUGCCGCAAGAGAGCCACAGAGAACAUGAAGCAAGUACCGGAACCGCUGGUGGGAGCCGAGCCGCCGAACGCAACUGCUUGCAAGCUUCCACCGGACCACAAGCAGCCGGUGGGAACACUCACACUGGAGCAGCUUGCAAAGUACUCUUGCAGCAAUGACCGAAUGCUUUUGUCCUGCCAUGGAGACAUCUUCGAUGUGUCCAGUCGGCCUGACAUCUACGGAUACGGCCCAAAGUCUUGGCAAGCGGGCAAAGACAUCACCUGGUCUGUGGUCACUGGAAAGGAGCAGCCGAACCAGUGCAACCGCUUCUAUGACGUCUUUAAGUUGGACUCAGACCAUUGUGGUCGAUACCUGCAGAUGAUUUGUUCCCGGCUUCUGUCCUUGCAGGACGACUUCGGCGAACCCGUCGGGCGAUUGGAUCAGUUCGUGAAUGAGCGGCUGCUGCCGGCCGCCCCGACGAACGAAGUGGAGGUGAAUAUUCUGCGGCAGAAGGCAGCAGAGAAUCUGGCAAAACGGAGUGCCAUGGCCAAGUUGCUGCGAGCGCUGCCGACGCAGCAUGCGAAGACGGCCCUCCUUGACCUCAGAGCCUUGCGGCCCCAGUCUGCUGCCUCGAAGACGGCGUUUCCCAAGGAAUCGUCCCUCAUCGGGCCGAUGCAGGUGAACCCGGUGCUCUCCGAGUUUGACCUCGCACUGCAGAGGCUGCGCUCGCUGCACGAGGAGUCAAUGAUGCAGCUCCAGGCCAAGCUGCGCAGCUUGGACACAAAUGCAGAUGGCGUGGCAUGCGAGGCUGGAUCGCUUGUACUGCGGCUGCCUGAGCGGCACAUUGCCUUCGAGGAGAGCGAACCCAGAACAGUCAAGGAUCCGGAGUUUGUGGCCGAGAAAGAUGUGGCGGACACCACGCCUGUCACAGAACCAACAGAAGGCGCUGAUAUGGAGGAGGAUCCUUAUGACCGAAUCCGCAUGAGCCAAAUCGAUCUGAACAACAAGCUGAUGGAGCUGGACCAGGAGUUUGCCAGAACGACGGGAACCAAAUUCUUCCAAAUCGACCGGGCAGAGCUCAGCGUGACAUAUCUUGUGCGGCACCCUCUCUUCAAUUUGAUUACUGCAUUCAUGAUCAUCGUGAAUGCAGCACAGAUUGGAUACGAUGCAGAACUCACUGCCACAACCACGGGCGGCUCGCCACUGUGGAUGAACAUUUGGUCUCUGGUCUGCACCCUGUACUUCGCAGUGGAGUGCACACUUCGCAUUUGGACUUUCCGUCGGGAAUUCUUCUGCGGUGAGGCGUGGCCUUGGAACCUCUUUGAUUUGCUCCUGGUUGUGUGCUCAGCAGCAGACUUUGCACCAUUCCUGUACGGUGACGCAGAGAGCUCCAUCGUACUGGAUGCUUUGCGUGCGCUGAAGCUGCUUCGAAUCAUUCGUGUCUUCCGCGUCUUCCGGGUCAUCAAGCAGCUGUCCAACUUGAUGGUGAUGAUUGCCGACUCCAUCAACUCGCUUCUCUGGGCCUUGGUGAUGCUCGUGAUCAUCAUGUAUGUGUUUGCGGUCUGCAUCAUGACCUUCACCUCGGAUUGGGUGGCGACGUCGCCUGCUGAUGACCCGGUGGUGGGCCGCAUCCAGGAAGCUUUCGGAUCCCUGGGGCAGUCUUUCUUCACGCUAGUGGUGGUCAUGCUCGAUGGCGUGGACUUUGCGGACAUCCUGGAAGACCUCCUUCUGGUGGGUGUCUCGUCGAUGCUGUACCCAAGAACCCUGGGCUUCAUCAGGUCAGUAGGCUGGUUUUUUCAGAGAAGUGUGACAAGGAAACCUCAACCCUUUAGAACCCCAAACUGA